Rhizophagus irregularis DAOM 181602=DAOM 197198 is the source of this 727-nucleotide messenger RNA. The record is from RefSeq and is a predicted model, not a curated record. NCBI's taxonomy places the organism in Eukaryota, Fungi, Glomeromycota, Glomeromycetes, Glomerales, Glomeraceae.
GCUUUCUAUUUGUAAAAAAAAAUUCGCUUUUGGAACAAAAAUCCCGUUCACAUUUUGGUUACUUCCUAGAUAACAUUUAAUUUUAGCGUCUAGCCUCCAACCUACAUGCGACCGGGAUGGGUUGACGGCACAAAUUGUACAUAAGCAAAUCGGAAUUACAUACUUGGAUUACAUGUGAUUAUUUACAAAAUCACUACUUCUUCCGUAUCCGCCUCUUGUUCAAGAUAUUUCCCCGCAUUAUGUUUUUUUCAUAUAACGCUCAACUUUUUCUCCCAAGUAGUUCAUCAUAAAUGCUUGCACUAAGAUCUUUGAUGAGUCCUUUUCGAAACUCGUUUAGAUCAAAUCCUGGAGAAAUAGAUGUCUUACAUAAAUUUUCACCUACAUCACAUUCAUUGAAGUCUUGCUUAUUCAUUAUGAUGAAGUCACGACCGGCAAUUUCUUAUUCGCGUAAUAUUUCAAAAUGUUUUCCUUCAACAAUAAGACAUCUUGUUUCGUAAAAAGUCAAUUAACUCUCCGAUGUCUUCCCUUUCAACUUCCUCUUCAGUAAAAGACUGCGACGUGUGUUGUUCGUUACUGCCAUGAUCAAUUGUUUCCUGAUUUUCGUCUUUAACUUCACCAACGUUUCAUAAUUCAUCGUCUGGAGAAUGAAAUUUAUCGGACUUCCGCUUCAAUUCAGAUCUUUAUAUACAAUUAAAAUCAAAGGCAUUUCAUACCUUAUUAACUCGAU